Molecule: messenger RNA, 1496 nt
Organism: Aedes aegypti (yellow fever mosquito)
Lineage: Eukaryota; Metazoa; Arthropoda; Insecta; Diptera; Culicidae
Gene: CSN4
Product: COP9 signalosome complex subunit 4
Exons: 4
Coding region: 172-1401 (409 amino acids)
Cellular component (GO): COP9 signalosome; cytosol
Source: RefSeq, a predicted model, not a curated record
UAUUAGGCUAACGUAGCGUACAUCAGUCAGUCGCUCAGGCAAAACAAAAAUUUUUUCGCGACAAAUUUCCAAUCGAAAACAAAACUGCAAAAUAGUUCCGUAAACGCAGUGAUUUUGUGGCAUAAUACGUAGUUAAAUAUCUAACGGAUAAAUCUUAACCAGUGCUUAGACAUGGCCAUUUCGCAAUCCGCUCUUCGGAACCAGCUUGCCGCCCUAACAAACUUUUCCGGAAUACACAAGGAGCAAGCCGACAAGUAUCGGGGACUGCUGGACCAGAUUCUGCUUAAUACCGGGAAUGAGUUGGUGGACACCCUAAAACUCUUUAUUGAAGCAAUUGUGAACGAACAUGUCAGUUUGGUUAUCUCCCGGCAAAUCCUGUCCGACGUUAGCACCCAUCUAGCCAAACUCCCGGACGACAUCUCGAAGGCGGUGUCGCAUUUCACACUGGACAAGGUGCAGCCCCGUGUGAUUUCCUUCGAGGAACAGGUGGCUUCGAUCCGGCAGCAUCUAGCUGGGAUCUACGAACGUAACCAGAACUGGAAGGAAGCCGCCAACGUACUCGGCGGGAUUCCGCUCGAGACCGGUCAAAAACCAUACUCAUUGGACUACAAAUUGGAAACGUAUCUCAAAAUCGCGCGCCUAUACCUGGAGGACGAGGAUCCGGUGCAGGCGGAAGCCUUCAUCAACCGUGCGUCCAUCCUUCAGGCGGACACGAAGGACGAAAAGCUGCAAAUUCUCUACAAGGUCUGCUACGCUCGUGUUCUUGACUACCGCCGGAAGUUCAUUGAAGCUGCCCAACGGUACAACGAGCUAUCCUACCGUACCAUCGUCGACGAAGGCGAACGUAUGACUGCUUUGAAGAAAGCACUAAUUUGCACUGUGUUGGCAUCCGCUGGCCAGCAAAGAUCUCGUAUGUUAGCCACACUGUUCAAGGAUGAACGCUGCCAGCACCUUCCGGCUUACUCUAUCUUGGAAAAGAUGUACCUGGAUCGAAUUAUUCGUCGGUCGGAGCUGCAGGACUUCGAAGCGCUGCUCCAAGCUCACCAGAAGGCAAGCACUGUGGAUGGCUCCACUAUACUAGAUCGCGCCGUUUUCGAGCACAAUCUGCUAUCGGCCAGCAAGCUGUACAACAACAUCACCUUCGAUGAGUUGGGCUCCUUGCUGGAAAUUCCCCCGAAUAAGGCUGAACGCAUUGCCAGCCAGAUGAUUACCGAGGGUCGUAUGAAUGGCUACAUUGACCAAAUCGAUGGAGUGGUCCACUUUGAAACUCGCGAAAUUUUGCCCCAAUGGGACAAGCAAAUCCAAAGCUUGUGCUACCAGGUGAAUGGAUUGAUUGAAAAGAUUAGCGCUGCCGAACCCGAAUGGAUCACGAAGGUAAUGGAUGAAGAAAUGUGCACCUAAGGCGUCAGAGAGUUACGAUACGAAUACGAUUUUUAAAGAAUCCGGAAUCACCUGUAAGCGUUUGAUACGAAUAAUAACUUGAAGUGUAAUCUGUU